Pseudogymnoascus destructans is the source of this 1077-nucleotide messenger RNA. It is a transcript of the gene YAF9, whose product is annotated as NuA4 histone H4 acetyltransferase complex and the SWR1 complex subunit. The record is from RefSeq and is a predicted model, not a curated record. The coding region runs from base 101 to 964 and encodes 287 amino acids. Gene Ontology annotation, biological process: regulation of DNA-templated transcription. NCBI's taxonomy places the organism in Eukaryota, Fungi, Ascomycota, Leotiomycetes, Thelebolales, Thelebolaceae. The transcript has 2 exons.
GAUGUGAAAGCACAGACCAAUCAUUGGCACUUUCCAACACCCACGCGUCACGCUAGGAACAACAAUUCUCCGUGACUUUAUCUAUCGCCCCGCCGUCGCCAUGGCGAAGCGUAAAGAUAUCUCCUACCUCUCCCACCAAGUCAGGCCUCGAGUCAAACCGCAAGGACCGCGCUCAGGACGUGCAAUUGGAGUCUCGCCCUACGAACGUGAGCCCCCGAUGGCACCACCAGGCACGAACCAGAAGCGCGUCAAGGGCGUGCAGAUCUUCCGCCCAUUCAUCUAUGGCACGACAGCUAAACCCUUCGACGAGACGACCAACCCGAAACCAGAGGGUGUGCCGGCAGACCACACACAUAGCUGGACGGUGUUUGUGAAGGGUGUAGAUGGGACGGAUAUUACGUAUUGGCUGAAGAAGGUUCAGUUCAAAUUACACGAGUCGAUCCCGAAUCCCUUGCGCUCGGUGGAGGCAGUAGCCGGCCAGCCCUUUUCGAUCUCUGAAACUGGAUGGGGUGAGUUUGAAAUCAACAUCAAGCUUCACUACGUGUCCGAGUCGAAUGAGAAGCCGCAGUCUGUGUGGCACGGCCUCCGACUACACGCCUAUGGCACCGAAGAGGAACGCGCCGCUCAGAAGGCGUCGGGAGAGGUUCUCGCCUGGGCAUAUGAGGAACAACUGUUCAAUGAGCCAUACGAAAACUUCUACGAGAUCUUAACGUCGGUUGGAGAGAAGACGAAGGGCAAGGCGGCUGGUGCAAAGAAGAAGAACUUGGGGCCUGGGACGUCGGUCCCGGAGCGAACGGCGCUGAUACCCAUGAGGAGUAGUCCGGGGCAACCGUAUAGUAGAGAAGCAGAGCAGCUGGAGAUACUCAGGCUACAAGAUGCCAAGCGGAAGGUGGAGCAGCAAAACAGGGCCAUGACCCUACAAUUGAAAGAGAAGGAAGCGAAGUUGGCGGCAUUGCGCGCGUAAGGGUGGUAAUCGAGGAUGAGGACAGAUCAUUAGGAAAUGGCGAAGUAGGCGUUAUGAUACCCCGAUUUCUAAUACACACUUUAAAGGAACACUGAGGGAAAGAACAUUGAUGG